AUGUCAUCCUCGUCGAUGUUCGACCAGUCCCGGGCAAGCAGCGAGAUUGAGGCAGUGCCAGCGCGACGUUUCAAAGUCACGAACCUAUGGAAGAAAAUCGUCUCGUCAAACAAGCCUUCUCUCGCACAAUCCGGAUUGACGGGACCCUGCAGCUUCAUGGGUCUACCACCAGAACUCCGCCUCAUGAUUUACGAACGGCUCGGUACUACCUGGACCCAACACACGAUCGCCGUAGAGGGCUUUAGGUGUCAUAUCAGUGUCUGCAAUCCAUCAGUCCCGGUCCGCAUUCUCGCAACAUGCCGACAAGUCCAUUCUGAAGCGUUGGAGAUCAUGAAAAGAAAGAUGUUGCGCCUGCAUUUUACACGUCCGAAAAUUAUCAUAGACAUUCGCACUGUGUGGCGCCUGAUGCAUGCGCAGACCAGACUCAAGGCCAAAGGAGACGACUUUCUGGACACGAUCCUGCAAGGAGUCAGACUCGCACCCAACUCACUCCGGCACCUGAUAAUGCAGUAUCGAGAUGGUCGUCUUCCCGUUGAAGAUCUGCGGGCCGUCCUCAAUAUCAAACGCACGAUGGGUACAAGCUCUCUUGACGCUACAAGAGCCUUUUCGUCAUUCAUUUUACGAGCGGCAAAGCACAUUGAAUAUUGGAAGGCAUCACUUGGCGUUGACUUCAAGAUACCAAUGGACAUGGUCAUCGAAAUUCCAUAUACUUCAGGAUGUCCGUAUAUUGACAUCAAAGUAUUUCCACGAUGGAUAUUUCAGUCCUCGUGGCUGGACGACGAUCGAAGACGAUAUCUUACAGAGCAAGCACGUUGCUAUUUUGUGGUAAGUCGGCUUGCACAUUACGCUAUGACCAAGUGUGUUCGUUGGAGUUCCAUGCCCAUCGUCGUCUCGCCCAAGUACUCGGGAGAUAGCAGUAACGGCAUGGCUCCAAGAUACACAGAAGACCAAUUCUUCUUGACCGUCGACUAUGGAUUACAAAUUGCGGGCCGAGAUGAUUGGAUUCUAGGUGGUUAUUGA
This is a messenger RNA of Dothidotthia symphoricarpi CBS 119687, 1020 nucleotides long. RefSeq lists its product as uncharacterized. The record is from RefSeq and is a predicted model, not a curated record. The coding region runs from base 1 to 1020 and encodes 339 amino acids. The transcript has a single exon. NCBI's taxonomy places the organism in Eukaryota, Fungi, Ascomycota, Dothideomycetes, Pleosporales, Dothidotthiaceae.